ACGACAAAACCGACCAAACAAAAACAAAAGAUUUGUCCACUUGCCCCGUCAAAAGAUUCUCACCGCAACGACAGAGAAUCCAAAAUUAUAUUACAUAAUAUACCCUCUUAAAGACUCAGGUUAGGUAACUACUCUACUAGUUCCGAUCGAAAUUAGCUUUGCUCACUAAUUCAAUUUUGUAUCCGAGCUUCAUCGAUGGACAAAUCCGUGGACCCAAAGAGUGGCUUCUGCUCAGAAACCAAAACUUUCCACAGUCUCAGACCACCCGUCACUCUUCCACCGGAAACCACCCCUCUCUCCGCCGCUUCUUAUGCUCUCUCACUCCAACUCACUUCACCAUGGCCCAACCCAACCGCUCUGAUCAACUCAGCCACCGGCCGCCACCUCUCUUACUCCGAAUUCGCCAAACAAACCAAAACCCUGGCCGCAUCUCUGCAAAACCUAACGGGCCUCUCCAAAGGAGACACUGCAUUCAUUCUCUCUCCCAAUUCAACCCAAAUUCCUAUCCUAUACUGCUCUCUUCUCUCUCUCGGAAUUAUCAUCUCUCCCGCCAACCCAGCCAGCACCGAGGCCGAGAUUUCCCGUCAAAUCAAGCUCUCUAAACCACUGAUCGCCUUUGCCGUUUCAUCAACGUGUCACAAACUCCCAACCAUGCGAUACCGGACAAUACUUAUUGACUCGCCUGAGUUUGAGUCGAUGUUAUCGAGUUCCAGUCGUGAACUCUGCCCCCCCGUCGAAGUGAGUCAGUCUGAUAUCGCGGCGAUCAUGUACUCGUCAGGGACUACCGGGCAAGUCAAAGGUGUGAUGCUGACUCAUCGGAACUUGAUUGCGAUCGUAGGGAUUUUUUUAGCUCAGCGACUGGAGAGGGAGUCACCGGAGGUGUUGCUGUAUACGGUGCCUUACUUUCAUGUGUUUGGGUUUUUUUACAGUGUGAAGUCUGUGGCUCUAAGUGAGACAGUGGUGGUGAUGGAGAGGUUUGACUUGAGGAAAAUGUUGAGAGCCGUGGAGGAGUUCAGGGUGACGGAUGUGGCUGUGGCGCCGCCGGUGUUGGUGGCUAUGACGAAGGGAGAUGUGAGGGAUGGCUAUGAUUUGAGGUCGUUGGAUAAGGUUGGUUGUGGUGGUGCGCCACUUGGCAAGGACGUGAUCAGAACAUUUACAACAAAAUUUCCGGGUGUUCUCUUAUGUCAGGGUUAUGGAUUGACUGAAACAACUGGUUCAGCCUUUCGAGCAGUGGGUCCAGAAGAAAGUCUCCGUUGGGGUUCAGUGGGAAGGCUAAAUGCCAACUGUGAAGCAAAACUUGUGGAUCCAGACGCAGGCGUUGCUUUGCCUCCGGGAAACCAAGGGGAGCUCUGGAUUAGAGGACCCUUAGUAAUGAAAGGUUAUAUUGGAAAUCCGAAGGAAACUUCUGAAACCCUAGUUGGUGAUGGAUGGUUGAGGACUGGUGAUUUGUGUUACAUUGAUGAGGAAGGAUUUCUUUACGUCGUAGAUAGGCUUAAGGAGUUAAUCAAAUACAAGGGAUACCAGGUGCCCCCUGCUGAACUAGAACAAUUGCUUCUGUCCCACCUGGAGAUUGAUGAUGCUGCAGUGAUACCAUACCCCGAUGAAGAAGCUGGUGAAGUGCCCAUGGCUUGUGUGGUAAGACGUCCUCAAAGCAGCCUUGAUGAAGCACAAGUAGUGGAAUUUGUAGCAAAACAGGUUGCACCAUACAAGAAAAUAAGGCGCGUAGCAUUUACUAGUUUCAUUCCCAAAAGUCCAGCAGGAAAAAUAUUGAGGAAGGAGUUAAGAAAGAUUUUCUCAGGGCCUCUGUCAAGGUUGUGAUUGCUUUGGUUUUACUUUCAUUAUUGUGUACACAAAUUUAAUUUUAAGAUUUAUAUUCUUGAGUCUUUCAGUUAAAUAAUUUACACCAAGCAAGCUCUCUUUCUGGUUAGAAACAAUAU
Ilex paraguariensis (yerba mate) is the source of this 1937-nucleotide messenger RNA. The record is from the annotation of a GenBank genome assembly. NCBI's taxonomy places the organism in Eukaryota, Viridiplantae, Streptophyta, Magnoliopsida, Aquifoliales, Aquifoliaceae.